CGGAGGCGGCGUGGUGAGCUCCCCCCUCCCCUCCGGCGCGUCGUGGCUGCCGCCGCGCGCGGACGCGUCCUGGACACCAAGGAGGAGGGGCGGGGAGGCGGAGAGCCCGGCGAGCACGCCCGAGCCUGGCAGUCCGGUCACGCCGCCUUCGAGGCGCCCCGUCGACUCCACGCGCGGGAGGGCGGGCUCGCCCUUCGAGCUCGGCGAGGCGGUGCGGGAGUCGCACUUCCCGUCGCCCUGCAGCCCCCCGUGGCCAAGUCCAGACGUCGAGGCGCAUUGCUACUACCGCGACGACGGCUCCGAUCUCGAGGCGGAGCUGGCGGCGACGCUCGGCUUGUCGCACAGGCGCAGUGCGGGAGAGGCGGCGGCUGGCAGCAGCGGGCGCGCCUCGGGUGGCACGCUGCGCCGCGGCGGCUCUGGAGGCGGCGGAGGCGAUGGCGGCGGAGGCGGCGGCGGAGGCGGAGGCAGAGGCGGAGGAAGCGGAGGCGGAGGCGGCGGAGGCGGAGGCGGGGGCGGGGGCGGGGCGGCCGGGGGCGAGGGCGGCGGCACGCUGCGGCGAGGCCGUUCUGGUGGCGACGGAGGCGGCGUCGCGUCUCGCGAGGAGCUGGCGAGACUGAGCGUCGAGGAGUGCGUGGUCCUCGCGCAGUGCGCGCUGCGGCUGCCGCCGUGGGACGGCUCCGUCGCGUACGAUUCGGUGCCUCGUGCGGCGGCGGACGCACCGCCGAUGCCGGCUUGGCUGGUGCGGACGUGCGGCCACGUGGCGGCGGGAGGGCUGCGCGCGCUGCUCAACUUGCUGAUGGCGGCGCUGCACUCGGCGUCGGUGGCGCGAGUCGAGGCGGCGGAGGCGAGGUGGGCGGCGAGCGCUCCAUUCUCGGAGGCGCGCGUGGCUGCGGAGGAGGCGAGGGGGGGGGCGAGGGUCGGUCUGGCGCACGCGCACGAGGACGCCGCGCUCGCCGCCGCCUGCAGCUCCGAGCUGCGCGUGCAGCGAGGCAUGCUCAAGGCACUCCUCGUCAUCGCCCACUACACGCCGGGCGAGCUUGCCUGCGAGCCCAUCUUCAGCGACGAGGCGCUGCAGGAGACGCUCUUCGGCCUCGCGACCACGGCAGACCCCGAGGUCCGCUUGUACGCCGUGCAAGUGCUGCGCGAGGUUGCCGACGCCGACGGGCCCGCCGCACGGGGCCUCUGCUCUUCCGAGAAGCUCGCCGGUGUGGUUGCGCUGUGCGACCAGUACCGCAAGGGCUCGUCCGAGCAGGCCGCCUCGCCGCUCUGCUGCGCUCUCGAGCUGCUCGAGACACUCCUCUCUGCCCGCGCCUCCGCCCGCUCCUCCCUGCCGGCCGGUCUCUGCUCCGUCCUCGCCGCCGUCGAGGAGCAGGCGCCGCCCGGCUCGGAGUCGCGCCGCCUCGCCUCCGGGCUGCGCACCCUCAUCGGCGCGCGGCCAGACGACUCGGACGGAGGGGGUUUGGCAGAGGGGCUCGGCCGGACCGGGUCGCGGCGCGGCUUCGGAGACGCCGUCGGGGAGUGGCUGAACCGGACCUUCUCGGGCGCGGGCACGCCGCGCGGCGUCUGACUCACCUUGGGAGCUACCCUCUUUGCGCUUUGGACGGCGUUUUGAGGUGGCGUCUUAGAGUCAGACGGCCAAACUGUCCGCUUGACCGCGGCACAACACCGUGACGCCCGUCACCCCUGCGCUGCCUUGCGUGUUCGGUGCUGCGAGCCCGUCUGUACACAACCGACAUGGCCCCAGCUCACUUGUGUACAGGUC
Messenger RNA from Emiliania huxleyi CCMP1516, 1762 nucleotides. RefSeq lists its product as hypothetical. The annotation marks the transcript as partial. The transcript has 11 exons. Lineage: Eukaryota; Haptophyta; Isochrysidales; Noelaerhabdaceae. The record is from RefSeq and is a predicted model, not a curated record.